Trichoderma reesei QM6a is the source of this 1342-nucleotide messenger RNA. RefSeq lists its product as uncharacterized. Bases 401 to 1342 code for a protein of 313 amino acids. Gene Ontology annotation, cellular component: mitochondrial membrane. Gene Ontology annotation, biological process: iron import into the mitochondrion. Gene Ontology annotation, molecular function: ferrous iron transmembrane transporter activity. Lineage: Eukaryota; Fungi; Ascomycota; Sordariomycetes; Hypocreales; Hypocreaceae. The transcript has 8 exons. The record is from RefSeq and is a predicted model, not a curated record.
CCUUGCUCGAGCACGGCUGCCGUCAUUCCCUGCCAUUGAUCCGACCUUGUCACUGUGAGAUUUUUUUGAUUGCGACCAAAAGUCUCCGCGCGAGAAGCUCCAGCCCGAUAUCGUCAGUUCUCCAUCGUCUCUGUUCGUCUAUCUCUCCAUCUAGCCGCGGCUGCCCGCCAAAACCGCAAAGUCGAUUUUGCGCUCCGUCCGCCGACCGACCGCCCGCCCGCAGCAGCAGCUUUCUUCCGCGCGCGCCUCCUCCCCCUCGCCCUUCGAAACCCAGGGCUCCCCUCGACACUACUACACAACUCAAACCGCCGGCCGUGCUGCCCUCAGCACGCUGCAAUCUGCCAACCUGGCUGCCAUCAAUUCCAAGACCUUUGGCGCAGCUCCUGACGCUGUGGCCGUGAUGGCCCAGCCGCCGAGUGGCAAGCCGGUGGAGGAGGAGGAUUACGACUAUGAAUCCCUUCCGCCAAACUUCUCUCUGCUGCAGAACAUGGCUGCAGGUGCCUUUGCUGGCAUUGCUGAACACACCGUCAUGUAUCCAAUCGAUGCGAUCAAGACGCGAAUGCAAGUCCUGCAGCCGCACGGCACGAUAACACACAACAGCGUUGUCCGAAAUAUAUUCCAGGUCGCGCGGACCGAGGGUGUCUUUAGUUUAUGGCGCGGCAUGUCCAGCGUCAUUGUGGGAGCCGGUCCUGCCCACGCCGUCUACUUUGCGACCUACGAAGCCGUCAAACAUGCCAUGGGCGGCAAUCAGGUGGGCGUCCACCACCCUCUUGCUGCUGCCACAAGCGGUGCUGCAGCUACAAUUGCCAGCGAUGCUUUCAUGAAUCCAUUCGACGUCAUCAAGCAGCGCAUGCAGAUGCAAGAGUCUCGCAAGAUGUAUCGCUCCAUGGUCGACUGCGCCAAGUACGUCUACCGAAACGAGGGCAUCGGCGCCUUCUACAUCUCCUACCCGACCACGCUGUCCAUGACCGUUCCCUUCACGGCCCUCCAGUUCCUCGCCUACGAAUCCAUCUCCACCGCCAUGAACCCGCAGAAGGCAUACGAUCCCGUCACGCACUGUCUCGCCGGAGCCGUUGCCGGUGGCUUCGCCGCUGGUCUGACCACGCCCAUGGACGUCAUCAAGACCAUCCUACAAACGAGAGGCACGUCCUCCGACCCCCAGGUCCGAAACGUCAGCGGCUUCAUGGAAGGCUGCAAGCUGCUGUAUAGAAGAGAGGGCUUCAGGGGCUUCUUCAAGGGAGUCAGGCCCAGGGUUGUCACAACAAUGCCCAGCACCGCCAUCUGCUGGUCAGCCUAUGAGUUUUCAAAAGCGUACUUUAUCAAACGUAACGACAGUCUGUAA